AUGGUGACAUGGUCCUACAUAAUGGCCGUUAUAACUCCUCCUGGUACCGUGCCUUCGGUGUUCCAGCAGCGCUCCAGGUCAAGUGCGGCUCUAGCCCUUGCGACCUUCUAUGAGCCCCUGACAUUCCGAAAGGCAUUUCCGGCUGAUGUAGUUGAAGGGAAAGCGACCGAUCCGAAUGACCAUAGGAGUGAAGCAGCGCUCUAUCCCCCCCUUUCUCACCGUAGUGCGCUAGGCAGCACAAUGGUGCGCGUAUUUCCAGCCAACCCUAACAGUAGCGACGAAAGCGCUGACUCAGAUUCGUGUGGUCCUUUGUCUGAUCCAGGCUCCUUGCAUGAGACGUUCUUCUUCAACCCGAGUGUCCAUGCAUACACCAGCGUGUGGAAUUCAAACCUCAACUUUUGCCCAGUGUGCGCCCGUUACAAGCCGCCUAGGGCGCAUCACUGCAGGCACUGCAACUGUUGUGUGCUCAAGUAUGACCACCACUGCCCAUGGUUGGGUCAGUGCGUGGGCUUCUUUAACUACAAGAAUUACCUCCUAGUGGUACUAUAUUCGUGGUUGUCUACAGCAUGGGUACUCAUGCUACUCAGUGCAGCCAUCGUGCUCCACGUCCUGGCGAAGAGCCAGACAAGCGCUCAAGACGGCACAUUGCAGGCCACUGGGUUGACGUUAGGCAGUGUGCAUGGUAAUCAACACAAUCAAGCCUUGUUGGAAAACACUUUAGCAGAGGCUUCUCCGCAGUGCCCACUAUCAGUGUUAGAGGCGCUUAGGGUGGGGGCUCCAUCUUUUGGAGUGUUUGUGUGUUUUACCGAGGCCUUGCUUUUUUUCGUGAUGACUAGUUACUUGCUGAAACGACACUACACCUAUGCACGGCAUAACAUCACGUCAGUAGAUCUGGUUAUUCACCAGCGCCGUCGGUAUGAUGGAUAUUUUUCAUCCACAUCAUCCGACUCUGAAAUCAGGUCAUCAGGUGAUACCGAAGGCACAGGCGAUUCCGCAUCCGCGAGUGGCGAACUGGAGAAUGCUGACAAGAAUGACCUUUCCUUGAAGCGUUUCAUGCGAAAAAACGUGUACGACUUAGGAGUACGGCGCAACCUCUUGCAUGUGUUUGGUGAUGCCAAGCUGCAUACUAUCCCAACUUACGUAGCCAACGGGGUAGUUCAAGAAAACAAUAGCAAUUCUUCUCGGUCUUACCAUCAUUACCGAGAUUUUAUGGAGAGUGAUGUGCAGCGAUAUUCUUGCUUUAUUCUCCGCUGGUGGUGGCGGUUGUUGCCGUUUCCGGCUUUCCCAUCACAGAUGUCCUGGACUCCGGCGAGAGAGCGGAGACACCUGAAGAAUGCCCCGGCGCCCCCUGCAUAUGGCUCCAUAUCGGAUGUCAAAGUGAAGAACUCCCUCGACAAAGACGAGGUUGACGCGGCAUUUUCGGCCUCCUCCAAUAGUAUUCUGGAAGAGUAUGGUGUCACCGGGCUGCAUCUGCUAGGACUGCGAUUCCCAACUAAAGAUUCCCUUGGUUUGUAA
Phytomonas sp. EM1 is the source of this 1515-nucleotide messenger RNA. Lineage: Eukaryota; Euglenozoa; Kinetoplastea; Trypanosomatida; Trypanosomatidae. The record is from the annotation of a GenBank genome assembly.